UUCACACCUCGCCAGCCACUGGACAACAAUCCUACACAUCAACCAUGGACAGCAACGACGAACCCUUUUAUUUACCUGUGCACCGUGUCGCUCAAGCUUGCGUUACGUGUCGGUGAGCUGUGCCCGGGCCUCCUCUCUGCUUCAGCGCGACUCUGACAAGCUCUUGAGGCGCAAAAAAAUCCGAUGUACUGGCAAUCGGCCCAUAUGCAUGCAAUGUCGCCGUUUGAGACAGGGUUUGUGACUGCCCGUCGGCUUUUACGAAAGGGAAUGACGAGUAUGGGUCAGAAUGUGUCUAUACAGACUCCUUGAACGGUCCCAAGAGCAAUCCGCCUAGUCGGCAAGAGGGGCAAGAGGGGCACUCUGGGGACAGCGUCCUCCAUACAAAUGAGGCCAUCAUAGAACGACUCGCGUCCAUUGAGACGACUUUGCAAAGCUUCGCUGAUAAACUGGAAAGACUUUCCAAUGCUGCUAGCAUCUUCACACAGCCUGGAUCAAGACUUGGUCCCGAAGCUCCUCCUUCGGGCGAACGGCAGUCUAAGAGGAAACAUCUGUCCGACGGAGAGUUGGAAGUGACAUCACCAACUCCCGAGGGAUACUCUGUCUCGGAGGAAGUCUUGAUGUCUGUCGUCGACGCGUACUUUAUGUAUGCCCAAAAUCAGCCAUAUUCAUUCUUUCAUGAAGGCAAUUUUCGCCGCCGUCUUGCUCAGAAUGAGUUGGCCGACCAUCUGGUGCUAGCAGUGGUCGCCAGUGCUGUGCGAUUCUGCACUCAUCCACAGCUGCCGGUAGAUACUCAUGAGGUGGCCGUCACUUAUGCAAACAAAUCGUGGCAAUCCGUGAUAUCCAACUGCUUCGGUACGAGCACGGCUGCCAACGUCUCCAUAGUGCAGACUAUUGCCUUGCUCGCUCUCUUUGACUUUACGGCUGGCAAGUCGCGGCACGGCGCAGCUUGGGUGAAAAUCGGAAUGGCAGUCAGAAUUGCUCAAGACCUCGGUCUUAUGCUCGAGCCCCCAGCCGAUUUAUCUUUCGCCGACCAAGAAGAACGCCGGCGAGUCUUCUGGUCUGUGUACCUGCUGGAUAGACUGGUUUCUUGCGGCCGUGGUCGACCUCCCGCGAUUGUCGACGCUUGCUGCCAAUUACAACUGCCGUGUGACGAGCAAACGUGGAGAGACGGUGCAUGGCAACAGACUUUGACGCUGGAUGAGCUUGCAAACCGUACCUCACCAAGUCCUCAACGUGCAGGGCUGUUCGCUCAUGUCAUUGUCAUGGCGUACACGGUCGGUCGUGCCGCUCAGUACAUGUUACAGGAAUUCAACAUUCGGAGCCGAUACCCUCCGUGGGACCCAUCCUCCGACUUUGCUGCUAUCGAAGCGGAUCUGCUGCAUCUAGAAAGUCGCCUCGAACUCGACAAACCGUUGGCCGAGACCUUGUCCCCCUACUAUAUCCCGGCAGGAGGAGCAGAUUAUCACCACACUGGGCCCAUCGUCUUCUCUACCGCGCUGUUCCACUUGUGCUACUGCAUGCUCACUCACCCAUUCCUCCUCCGACGCCGGCUUGAGAUAGGACAGAUAACAGCUCCCUCGAGCUUCCUGGCUCGAAUGUUUGACACCGGUUGGCAUCAUGCACAGCGAAUGGUGGAGCUUUUCAAGGCCGCCAACAAUCACGGGUGCAUGUUCCGCUCCUCCUUCAGUGGCUACUGCAUUCUUAUUGCCGGUUCCAUCGCGGCAUGUUACACCGAUGACGAAGACACUGCAAAACGCUUGAAGGCUUCAAAUUUGUUGCAGGAGGCCAUCACUUAUCUCCAGGGCACUGGCCGAUAUUGGCGCAACGUUUCAACAAUGGUGAGUCGUGAAUUUGCUUAUAUUGUCUUUGGAAUGUCGGAUCGACCUAAAUCAAAUCUCCCAGGGCGAAAUUCUGCAGCACGCCGCCGAAAAUACACUCGUCUACAGCCAGCUCGCCAGCCAGCGCUCACAAAUUGCUCCCCUUUCGCCAGAACAUUCCAACACUAUGUGGUCGCUCGUAGACUACAGCACCAUCUCAAACGAGACAUCUGCGAGCCUGGCUGCGAACCAAUCAACUACCGCAGAUUUGUGGUUCGACUCGUGGAUCGAUCUCUUCGGAAUGCAAUACAGUGCAGGGGACUUUGGAACUGAUCGAAACGCUCUAGAUGGCGCCGCUGUGCCUCAGGUUGGAAAUUUGCCUGGUCUGUGAGAUGCGACUCUGGCUCUAUUGACAUGACAAGAUUUUCGUCAUAACUCUCAAUGCACCAUACCGAAAUACCCCAAUCUUUCGGAUGCUCAACGUGUCUCCACCACAUAAAUGGUGGUAUUGUGUUGGUCUGGGGCGAAAUACAUUCUCAACCUGCCAUCCACAAUGUCCACGUCAAAGGGAUUCUGGGUAAUAGGUCUUCCAUUGGGUCUCAAGGGAACUGGAAUCUCUGCCAGCGGGACCAAUGUCUCGGCAUCUAGUCCAUUAAAAGUAGUAUUAUAAUGGGAGCGUCGGUGGUGGACAAAGUGGUUGACGUUGACGUUGACGUUGGUGAUGUUGAGGCUGCGAGGACUGAGAGAAUUGAAGUCAACCAAUCACCCUUCCCCACGUGAUAUCAAUUCACGUGAUUUUUCAACGACGUCUCUUCAUACAAACCUAUCAGGUACUUUGAUAUCCGCACACAUAUUACCAAUUGAGCGAGAUAUUGAUGCCUUGACUCAUGCCAUUUGGUCAGUCUCUCAGACGACGUCUGUUCCACAACACUCGUUGCUCCCCUCUACUCCACCACCACCUUUACAUGGCCGCCUAGCUAAUCAUCUAUCUCACCAUCGUCCACAACCAUUGGUGUCUGCUAGAAACGAUCCCAAGACAACUCCCAUGGUGAAGGUCAGAAUCACCAGCGCCAUGAUCGUGCCAACGCGCAGGAUCGCCCAGAUUGUUCCCUUCCAGGGUCGGAGCUCUUCUCCCCAGCAGAGUAAGACCGUCUGCAUCCGCACCAGGAGAUCAAUCGCUAGCAUGGCCAACACAAGAUAUCCCAGUCCAGACCACCCAGACUCUUUCACAUACCAGGUAUGAUCCUCUUCGAGCUCAAUCUGGCGCCAUCUCCACUUGGAGCCACAAUAAACCUGUCCACCCACACUGAAGACGUCUCCAUGCUCGAGAUAUUCUCGGUGAAGCUGAAAGGUCACAAAGGGAAAGUCAGACAAUUCGCCUUUGCCGCAGAUAUACGCCUCAACGCGCGAUACAAGCGUUGCGUGACCCACUGUGUCCGAUGAGCAUAACAGGCUCGUUCCGUGCUGGUCCUUGAUGUGGCCAUAGAAAUGCACUUGUUGGAGCGCACACUCUCGCCGGAGCCAAUGGACAAGCAGGACCAGAUGACCCAGGAUUCCCGCGUGGUCGUGGCUACGGGUAUUGAGGGUCAUGUUACACAGGGUCAAUGAUCUCAGCGUGUAUGAAUGUCGGUGCACAAUGGCAUACAAGUCGUGCAGAUCCAUCUCGACGUUGCCAAACCAGAGCCCGCGCAGGCUAGAGCAGUCAGCCGUUGCAAGUCGCGACAUGAUGUCCGGACAGUCCUCCGUUCGACUGGUUUCCUGCUCCGAAACGUCAUGCCAUGAGUUCAUGGGCAUGUACUCUGUUCCUUUGUCGGCAACCGGCAACACUCCAAUGCCCCGGAACCAUUUGGGCAAUGUCUCUGCAACGAUGAGCAUGUUUUUGUCUUGUCUACCAUUCACUUGUCGAUGAGAGAUUUUGAGUCGAUGUCGACCAGGUCUGAAUUUGCCAGAUUCAGUGGGAGACCCUGUACAGCAGAUUGUGGUCAAGUGCACUCAAAGUAUCUACACAAGUCUCUGCCCCUUCCUGGCUGCCAGAGCGAUGCUUUAUCAUGUCUUGCGAGCACCUGCUCGGCCGAACAAAGAACACCAACAGCUCUGAAAGGGCGACUGACGUACGACAAAAGUCCCUUGUUGUGCCUUUGUCAAAUCCACGGCACACACCUGUUCGAGGUCACUACACGCGUUAUAGGUCCACAACAUCGGCAUGGUCUCAGAAUUAUUGUAUUCGCAUAGCAUGUGCUGUCGAUGGCGUGGACGGUCAACAUGAUAUCGUGCACUACAUACAGUCACCAACGAGCGCGGCAAAUGGGUAUCAUUCGGGCAGUAGUAAAUUCUAAGUGGCAAUUCUUUCCACAUCUUCUCUGCUGUUGACCUCUUGGUGUCGUCGACCUCCUCAAGUGUGAGUGACGGUGACGGACCAGAAUAAGCAGAGUCCAAACUCCACGCUAAAUGACACGACAAAAGGAAGGUUGCCACCACGGGGACCAGCUGGGUCUAGAGAAGAUGCACUACAUGUUCUCCACAAAACGGCCGCCGCUUCUGCCGCUGCUCUUGCUGAUGCGACUUCCGUCCUGGCUGGCCAAGCUUCUCCCAACCUCAUCUCUCGUUAUGCCAUGGAUGGAUAAUCCCAUCGGCAGAGGAGGGGCCUGCUCGUCCAUGACGGGAGUCUGUUGGAUGGGCAGUCGGAUUGAGCUGGCAGCCGGACUCAGAGUCACGGGCGUGCGUGCAGGACUCGGCCUGAUGAAUGCAUAACCGUCAGGUCGGCUAGGAGAACCUAAGGACAUUUGGCUCGCAUUCAUAUUAACGGGCGCAUACGCCCCCGUAGUAAAUCCCUUCUCACUCGAUGCUCCUCGGGCGGUUGGGGUUCCGCCGGUUGAGGUCCUCGCCGUUUCGAUGGUGGGUGACGGAGGAAAGGUGGGUGAGUGUGUUCCGUUACCUCCAUAAAAUCCCUGACUGUCACGGUAAAACGAUGCACCAGACAAGCCGCGCUCUCCACCCUGCAAAGGGUCAUUGGGAUCGCCGCCCGUGUCCUUUUCGAAUGCGCCAUAGUUCCCGCCAUAUGGAUCGCCCCCAUCGGCGCCCAGAACAGGUGCAAUUUUUCUGCCAGCGAUCCGCUGGAAGCCUCGUUCCGAGUCUCGAGCAUGGGGAUCGGUGGUGCCUGUUCCAGAAGUGGUAAAUGUGUGAGUGCUGUGUGGGCGCAGUCGUUUGAAAUUUUGCGCAACGGCGGCAGCAAAAGGAACGACUGACGAUCGUUGAGACAUGGGACCAGGGGGUCCAUGAGAAUGCCCGAUUUCUCUGGUUGCCAGCUGCUCAGGAAGCUGACCACGAGAUUUGAGCCGUCGUCGAUACCAUCGCAAGACAAAGAGGACAAUGACCAGAGCUAGUGCAAUCCCUGCAACACCGCCCACAACACCUCCGACGACUGUUUGUUGUGUUGGGGUCAGCCCAGGCCCUGCAGAGCUUGUUGAACUGGUCUCCGACUCAGGUGCGGCCGAAGAAGUGGUUGUUUCGACGGGUGAACCCAAAGUGCCAGACGCAGCCGCUCCAGGAAAGCUGGUCAAAGGCGCGUGGUUGGUCUCGAGAGGCUCGCUCGAAGACGUGGUGAAUAGUUGGCCAAAGGUAUAAGGGGUGGACGACGCGGUCACGGCGGCGGUAAUCCUGGCAUCAGGGGUUGUGGUCAGGGAUUUGUUGGUCGCAAAGUAGGCGGUGGCUAUUAUUGUGCCAUUGGUGAGGGAGAUCUCGUAAGUCGAUGUGGCAGUGACUGUGACGGUAAGUUCUUCAGUUGUGGUUGUGUCAAACUGGCUGGUGGUUGUGGUGCUGUUCAGUGUCUCGGGCAAGAGUGUAUCUGAGGGGGUCAAUUCGGAUGAAGAUGUGCUGCUGGUGAGUAUAUCAGAGGGCAGGGCAGUCGGAGCAGGUGUCGCAAGAGUGUCCUCGGAAGGGUUAUCGGUGGGGGUAACGAUGGUCGAGCUAUCUGUUAUGGGAGGCACAGUCAAAGAACCAACAUCAGAGAGGGACACAACGGCGCCUGUUGGAUCGGCAGGGACUUCGGUGAUUUUGGAGAUUGUGGUUCCAUCGUUGACGUUGACCUCAAUGACAUUCGUAGUGACUGUAGCUUCGGGAGCCCGCGGGACAAGAUAGAAGCCGGCGUUUCGUUUAGGAAGGAUAGGACGUGGAAGGCGCUGAUAUUGACCAUAGAUGUCCUGGCGGUGGAUGUCGGUGGGACUGACGACCCGGGUGGGUUUCGGCUCGCUAUCGGUCUCUCCUCCUUGAAAUGCCAUUUCCG
This is a messenger RNA of Exophiala mesophila, 6099 nucleotides long. RefSeq lists its product as hypothetical. Gene Ontology annotation, molecular function: DNA binding; DNA-binding transcription factor activity, RNA polymerase II-specific; zinc ion binding. The record is from RefSeq and is a predicted model, not a curated record. Gene Ontology annotation, biological process: regulation of DNA-templated transcription; DNA-templated transcription. The coding region runs from base 618 to 2150 and encodes 510 amino acids. Gene Ontology annotation, cellular component: nucleus. NCBI's taxonomy places the organism in Eukaryota, Fungi, Ascomycota, Eurotiomycetes, Chaetothyriales, Herpotrichiellaceae. The transcript has 4 exons.